AUGAAAAGAAUUGCUAAUUCUUUGAAGCAGAUCACCCACAGACAUAAAAACUGCAUUCAGAUUUUGUUUAUAUAUUUUCAUGCAACACUUGUUUUUGGAGCAGAUGCACAAGUUUCAAAAAAGUUGGGAUUUGCUUCUGCUAAUUCAAGCUUUCGAAUUGCAAUAUUUGCAGAUUUGCACUAUGGAGAAAGUGCUUCCACAGACUGGGGUCCCCAGCAAGACCAGAAUUCUACUAGGGUUAUGUACAAUGUGCUACACAGUGAAAAUCCAGAUUUUGUAGUUUAUCUUGGAGAUUUUCUUACAGCCAACAAUAUUCUCAUCAAGAAUGCAACCAAAUACUGGGAGCAAGCCAUUUUGCCUGCUAAGAGUAGGAACGUACCUUGGGCUUCAGUAUUUGGUAACCAUGAUGAUACAGCAUUUGAAUGGCCUGAAGAAUGGUUUGGAAGCUCGGGAGUGCCCCGCAUUGAGUGUCCUGAUUCUUCCUUGGUAGCAGGAAGUGAGCAAAUGGGUGGCUGCUAUUUCCAAGGGACAACCCGUAUCGAGUUACUUGAGACAGAUGCACAGCAUAAUCUGUCUUACUCUUCAUAUGGACCUGAAAGUCUUUGGCCCAGUGUCUCAAACUAUGUGCUUGAGAUUGCUUCUUAUAGGAAUCCUAAAUCACCAGCAGCCUUGUUAUACUUCUUAGAUUCAGGUGGUGGUUCUUACCCUGAAUUAAUUUCCAACAGUCAAGCAAGAUGGUUUCGUCAUGCAAGUGCCCAAAGAAAUCCCAGCCAAAGGAUUGCCGAAAUUAUCUUUUGGCAUAUACCCAGCCAAGCCUACCAAAAAAUUGCUCCUCAUCCUGGCAGCCUAAUAAAGUAUCCUUGCGUUGGCUCAAUAAAUCUGGAGCCAGUUGCUUCCCAAGUAGCUGAAUGGGGGAUUAUGAAUAUCUUGAUAAACAGAGAAUCUGUUAAGGCUGUAUUUGUUGGUCAUAAUCAUGGUUUAGACUGGUGCUGCCCAUGUAAGAGUUUGUGGCUCUGUUUCGCUCGUCAUACUGGUUACGGAGGUUAUGGUACUUGGCCAAAAGGGGCUAGGAUUUUGGAGCUUUUUGAAAAACCUUUUGAGCUGAAAUCAUGGAUUAGAAUGGAGGAUGGGACAACCCAUAGUCCCAUUACACUAGCUUUUGCAUCAUAA
Cryptomeria japonica (Japanese cedar) is the source of this 1170-nucleotide messenger RNA. Its product is annotated as probable inactive purple acid phosphatase 16. Bases 1 to 1170 code for a protein of 389 amino acids. Lineage: Eukaryota; Viridiplantae; Streptophyta; Pinopsida; Cupressales; Cupressaceae. The transcript has 5 exons. Gene Ontology annotation, molecular function: hydrolase activity, acting on ester bonds. Gene Ontology annotation, cellular component: cytoplasm. The record is from RefSeq and is a predicted model, not a curated record.